Molecule: messenger RNA, 1926 nt
Organism: Spea bombifrons (plains spadefoot toad)
Lineage: Eukaryota; Metazoa; Chordata; Amphibia; Anura; Pelobatidae
Gene: KLF9
Product: KLF transcription factor 9
Exons: 2
Coding region: 731-1582 (283 amino acids)
Biological process (GO): regulation of transcription by RNA polymerase II
Molecular function (GO): DNA-binding transcription factor activity, RNA polymerase II-specific; RNA polymerase II cis-regulatory region sequence-specific DNA binding
Source: RefSeq, a predicted model, not a curated record
CUUUUAAGAGCCAGCUGUGUGCCCGUCUGUAUGUGUGUGUAUGUGUGUCUGGCGGAGGAGCACGCUGGAAACGGAGAACGCGCCUGAUUGGUCGGAACUCAGUGAGUAUCCCCGCCCCGAGAGAGAAGAGUCCCCCUGAUUGGAAGAGGAAUGGAGGUAAACAGAAUAGAAUGUCCCCUUCUCUUGGAACCUAUGGGAGCCGCAUCCCAUUGUGACGCGUGGGGUUCUGUUAAAUUGUUACUGAGCAGGAGAAUGCCCGAACCCUGAGAGUGGAAGGAGACAGGGGGUGGGGGAGCGAGUCAGGCAAAAAAAAAAAAAAAAAAAGUGUCUCAUAUACAGCUUUUGUCUGAGAUUUCAUCACAGACUCUAUGACUGAGGAUGAAUGCACUGGGAAUACUGAGGGAGACAAAGCACCUGGUGCCCACUUGAUCCGCCUUCCUGUGGUGGAGAGCUAGAAUGCAGGCGAGUUAGGAGCAGACCUGACUGCGUGUCUUCUUUAUCUUGUAGAAGUUUGCCAAAGCAGGCAAGUGUGCUGCUGCAGACACAGGAGGGGCUUUGUAUAGUACAAGCGGUGUGGGGAGGUCCCAGACUAUCGCUGUCUGCGAUGAAGAUGAGGGGCUGGGUGCUCUCAGGCACACACUGAUAAGCUGCAGGAGGCACACUCGUUGCUACCUAGUUUUCUUUUGUUUUUGGAUCACUUGUCUCUUUCCAUCGCUAGCCUGCGUUGGCAAUGACAGCUGUCGCCUACAUGGACUUCGUUGCUGCUCAGUGUCUGGUGUCUAUUUCUAACCGUACUACGGCGCAGCACCCCGAGGGGCAGGAGGUGAGGGCAUCGCAGCCCCUAUCCCCGUCUCUAGACAGUACGUCAAUAUCUCCAGACUCUGCGCUGCACUUGAGGAAGAUACCCGAGCAAGAUCACCUGAGGGCCAUGCCUGACCAAGGGGUGACCAAGGAGCUUCACGAGGGACCCGGGGAAGCGUGGAAGGAUUACUGCACCUUGCUGACUAUAGCGAAAAGCCUGUUGGAGUUAAACAAGUACCGUCCCCUGCCUUCCCCCGUCUACAGUCACAGCGACGAGGAGCUAAGCUCGGACAGUGACGUGACCACCGAGUCCGGGCUCAGCUUCAGCCCGUCUUAUAGCCCGGGGAGCUCUACUCCCAGCCAUACGGACUACAGCCCUGAACCCGGCUCCACGCAGCCACACCCACUCAGCCAGGACACGCCCAGCUCCCCACCAACCCCCGUCCCUGCCAGGUCCGCUAAUGAAAAGAGGCACAGGUGCCCUUAUGCUGGAUGUGGCAAAGUAUAUGGCAAGUCCUCCCACCUCAAAGCCCAUUACAGAGUACAUACAGGUGAACGUCCUUUCCCGUGCACGUGGCCUGACUGCCUUAAAAAGUUCUCUAGGUCCGAUGAGCUGACACGCCACUAUCGGACACACACUGGUGAGAAGCAGUUCCGGUGCCCACUCUGCGAGAAGAGGUUCAUGAGGAGUGACCACUUAACCAAGCAUGCGCGUCGCCACACAGAUUUCCAUCCCAGCAUGAUCAAAAGGUCCAAGAGAUCCAAUUCCACUUUCAUCUGAAUACAUAGUCUGAGUAACAAAGCUUAUAACAGAAAAUCUCAACUGCUGUACAUAUCACAUUCUUGCAUCUAUCCAGAGGAAAUUUAGCAGUCUAACAUUCAUGCUUCUGCAGCAGUGUAUUUAUGAGAAUCUGCUGUCCAAUUUAUUUUGGUGGCACACAACUCUAGAUUUUUUUUCUUUGUAGUGGUGUGAUAUGUACCAUCACAGUUUUGACUGUAAGAUCUUCUGUGCUUGCUCUGGCAUGAAUAUGUGUUAUUGAAAUAGAUACCACAAUGGAUUUGCUUUACAUUCGUGAAAGAAGUGCAUACGAGAAUUCUUGGAACAUCAAUAUAUAUAUAAGGGAA